AGCUGCUCAAAAGGCCAUCCGUAACAACAAUGGAUAAAUUCAUAUAAAUUCUUCAUCUUCUUCGUAUCUAGUAUCUUUGUAUAUAUUCUUUAUUUAACGUUUAUAUACAUUCAGACACUUUUUUUGCUUAAUCGAAUGGCAACUCAUUUUAUGAGUCCAUGCUCAUAUUCUUCAACUAACUUCUCUACUUCCUCAUGUUUCAAGAAUGACGUAGAACUGUUGAGUAAAUUCAUCUCAUUGCCAAGAAGAUCAGGUUUCUCUAAAUGGGUAUCUCAGAUUCAUUCACGAAUGCAUGGUAGAAAGCAUUUUUGUCUCAAGUCCUCGAAUGGGCAUCCUCUACCUGCUGUAUCUUCCCAAGAUGGUUUAGCUGAAAAUCAUGUGGUCAAAGAACAUAAUGAACCUCAAAGGAAAGAAGGGCUAUCUAUUCCAAUCUCUGAAGCCGAGAAAGUAGAGUCUAAUAUCAGUAUUACAGUUGUUGGUGCUUCCGGAGACCUUGCUAGGAAGAAGAUUUUUCCUGCACUUUUUGCUCUUUUCUAUGAAGAUUGGCUACCUGAGAACUUUACAGUAUUUGGUUAUGCUCGAACUAAGUUAACUGAUGAGGAGCUAAGGAACAUGAUUAGCCAGACAUUGACUUGCAGAAUCGAUAAGAGGGAAAACUGUGAAGACAAAAUGGAACAGUUUUUGAAAAGAUGUUUUUACCAGGCUGGUCAAUAUGACUCUGAGGAACAUUUUCUGGAAUUGGACAAAAAGCUGAAAGAGAAAGAGGCUGGAAAAUUGUCGAAUAGGCUGUUUUACUUAUCAAUUCCUCCAAAUAUAUUUGUGGAUGUGGUGAGAUGUGCUAGUGCUAGAGCUUCUUCAACAAAUGGGUGGACAAGGGUGAUUGUUGAGAAGCCGUUUGGUCGUGACUCAGAGUCAUCCAGUGAGCUAACCAGAUGUUUGAAGCAGUAUCUAACUGAAGAACAAAUCUUCAGGAUUGAUCAUUAUUUGGGCAAGGAGCUGGUUGAGAAUCUAUCAGUGCUCCGUUUCUCAAAUCUUGUUUUUGAGCCUUUAUGGUCAAGGAACUACAUUCGCAAUGUGCAACUGAUAUUUUCUGAAGAUUUUGGCACAGAGGGACGUGGAGGAUAUUUUGAUAACUAUGGCAUAAUAAGAGAUAUAAUGCAAAACCAUUUGCUGCAAAUACUAGCAUUGUUUGCAAUGGAGACACCCGUUAGCUUAGAUGCUGAGGACAUCAGAAAUGAGAAGGUAAAGGUUCUGAGAUCAAUGAAACCAUUGCAACUUGAAGAUGUAAUAAUCGGCCAAUAUAAAGGCCACAGCAAGGGUGGUAAAGCGUAUCCUGCUUAUACAGAUGAUCCAACCGUGCCAAAAAAUAGCACUACACCAACAUUUGCAGCAGCAGCUCUUUUCAUCAACAAUGCCAGAUGGGAUGGGGUUCCUUUUCUAAUGAAGGCAGGCAAAGCUCUUCAUACAAGGCGAGCAGAGAUCAGAGUGCAAUUCAGACACGUACCUGGUAACUUGUACAAGCGGAAUUUCGGAACUGAUUUAGACAAGGCAACAAACGAGCUUGUGCUUCGUGUGCAACCUGAUGAAGCUAUAUAUCUCAAGAUCAACAAUAAAGUUCCUGGUCUUGGAAUGAGAUUAGAUCGCAGCGACCUAAAUUUGCUAUACCGAGCAAGGUAUCCUAGAGAAAUACCAGAUGCAUAUGAGAGGCUUCUUUUAGAUGCAAUAGAAGGAGAAAGAAGGCUGUUUAUUAGGAGUGAUGAGCUCGAUGCUGCUUGGUCAUUAUUCACACCAUUGUUAAAGGAACUCGAGGAAAAGAAGAUUGUUCCGGAGCUUUACCCCUAUGGCAGCAGAGGUCCAGUUGGAGCACAUUAUCUUGCUGCAAAACACAAUGUUCGCUGGGGAGAUCUUAGUGAAUAGCCUCAUGAAAUAGCUUUGAGUGAAUUAAAAUUUAAGAUGUCACCAUUAAGUACUACUGAAUAAUAUGCAAAUAAUUGAAAUAGAUAAAGAUCAAUAAUGAUGCAAAUGAGCGAUUAGAUUUCGA
This is a messenger RNA of Ricinus communis (castor bean), 2041 nucleotides long. Its product is annotated as glucose-6-phosphate 1-dehydrogenase 1, chloroplastic. Lineage: Eukaryota; Viridiplantae; Streptophyta; Magnoliopsida; Malpighiales; Euphorbiaceae. The record is from RefSeq and is a predicted model, not a curated record. The transcript is spliced from 10 exons. Gene Ontology annotation, biological process: glucose metabolic process; pentose-phosphate shunt, oxidative branch. Gene Ontology annotation, cellular component: chloroplast stroma. Bases 136 to 1917 code for a protein of 593 amino acids. Gene Ontology annotation, molecular function: NADP binding; glucose-6-phosphate dehydrogenase activity.